Molecule: messenger RNA, 2616 nt
Organism: Xylaria bambusicola
Lineage: Eukaryota; Fungi; Ascomycota; Sordariomycetes; Xylariales; Xylariaceae
Exons: 1
Coding region: 482-2524 (680 amino acids)
Molecular function (GO): oxidoreductase activity
Source: RefSeq, a predicted model, not a curated record
CCCCACUAUCUAACCUCAUUAUGGCGCCAGCUCUACAGUACUUACAGUACUUAGAUAUCCUACUGACUCGACCAUAUCGCGAAAUGGGCUGCUAAAGAAAGUAUGGUAUUCAGUAAGUGGCGCGAAUGUGUAAUACAAGAUGCCGUUUGAAGGAAAGCCUUCGGCAUUAGCUUGGUGACGAAAUUGUCUCGUCUUUGGCCAUUUUGUGAGGUGUAAUGGUGAUAUUAGUUAACCUCUUAUAAUUGUUGGGCUUCGCCUCCAAUUUGAAGAAGUGUCUUUCAAUGGUUUUGCCCUCUUCUAAUUGAUUAAUCCGUUUAUUCAUCCAUGUCGCAUAGAUGAUUGUUCAACUUUCCUGAUAUUGAAGAAAGGACCAUCUAUCAAAUUACCAAUCUGUCGCAAUUUAGAUUCAUAUACACUUAUUACAUUUCUACAAUAUAGUAUAUAAGUUCGAGUCUACGGGUACAUAUAUUUACAAUUAGCAAUGGCUGUCGUGACACCUUUGCACUCGCAGUGGCACCCCGGCGAACUGGCCGUCCAACGCAUGCUAGGAAUACCUGCCCGAAAUAACCCCACAGUUUACGGGCUGAAGCAGGCACACGCCCAUCGCGUAACCGUCUCUCCACUGGUAGCUUUCGGGACUCUUGACAAGUAUGGAAAUCCAUGGGUUACUGUCUGGGGCGGCGAGGCCGGUUUCUGUCGUCCCAUUGCGGAGAAUGUGCUCGGCGUGAAUAGUGCCACCGACGCACGUUUCGACCCCGUGAUGCAGGCACUUUUUGCUGCUCAGGGUGAUGUGCAGAAGUCAAAUGCCGAGGAAACCGACUUGGAGCCGCGAACAAGAUCGAUCAUCACCGAAGAAGUGAUCAAGUUUGAAGGAGGAAAGAUCAUGGCUGCGCUCUCUAUCGACCUAGAGACCCGUGAUCGGCUCAAGCUUGCCGGCCGGUUCAUCGCAGGCUCUGCGGCACAUACUUCGCCUGGUGUGGCGAACUUGCAGAUAGCGUUUGCGGUGGAGGAGGCCCUGGGAAAUUGUCCGAAGUACCUAAAUAAGAAACAUAUUGUACCCCACGUGCCGACGCCUCAGCUGGUAUCGGUCGAUAAAGGACUUCCUCUGCCGCGGGAGGCAGUGGAGUUGAUCGAGAAGGCAGAUUUAUUCUUCAUUGCUAGCAAACAUGGAGACGGAGGCAUGGACGUGAACCACCGAGGCGGACCGCCGGGCUUUGUGCGUGUAUUCCGGAAUGAAGCUAGUGGUGGCAGGACUGGUGGUGAAGGGGGCCUCGUGCUCGUUUACCCGGAAUACUCGGGUAAUCGCCUAUAUCAGACGUUAGGGAACCUCAACGAAGACCCGGUGGCCGGCCUUGUCAUUCCUGAUUUCGAGACGUCUGAUGUCCUGUAUCUUACAGGGAGGACUACGAUACUGGUUGGGGAACGUGCUGCGACGUACAUGCCGCGUGCGAAACUCGCCGUCCGUAUCGAUGUUACCGAGGCGAGGUUCGUCCGUGGCGGGCUUCCGUUUCGCGGGCAUUUCAUCGACCACUCACCCUAUAACCCGCCUGUGAGACCGCUAGCUACAGAGAAGAGUAUAAUUCAAGAAGACGGGAAUACAAACGCUAUUGCUAUAGCUACGCUGCUGACGAGACAGGUUAUUACGCCUACAAUAUCGCGUUACGUAUUUAUAUUAAAGCCGCCGGAAAACCAGAAAAGGGAUAGAAGAGGCCUGCGUGCUUGGUUCCCUGGUCAGCAUGUCACCUUCGACUUCUCCUCCGAGCUCGAUCAUGGAUACUCGCACAUGCGGGAUGAGGAUCCGCAGAGUCUGAACGACGAUUUCGUUCGCACCUUCACGAUCAGUGCGCCUUUGGAUCGUAAAUCUCUUGCCGAUGUGGCGGAAAGUAUAGAAGCAGACGGAAAAGUAGCAACUUCGUCUGAACUACGUCUCCUACGUGUUGGGGUCGAGCCGGAGCUCGAGAUCGUCGUGAGGCGACAUGGAUCCGCAACCGCGCUCCUCGCGAACUGGAACCUGCGUGUUCCCCUUGAAGUUCCCGUCCUCGGCUUCGGCGGAGUCGAGGACUUCCGCAUGCCGGUGGCUCGCGUAAAGAGCGAUAGGCACACCAAGGAGAGCGUGUUCAUUGCUGGCGGCGUAGGAAUCACACCGCUUCUAGCACAAGCCGCUGCUGUACUUGAAAUGCAGGAUUCUGGGGAAAGGGGCGGUCUUCAGGUCCUCUGGAGUUUACGAGCUGAGGACUUACCUUUUGCCGUGGAUGCUUUUACUAGAAUAGAGGGGCUUGGGCCUGUUACUAAGCUCUUUGUCACGGGAUCGUUGGACGAAUCGCAAGAUAGGAGGAAAGUCCUGGAUACGGUACAGAACAUGGGGGCCCAGGCUGUAGACAGGAGAAUGGCGAGAGACGAUGUCCUGAGCAUUGGAGAGAGUGGGAGGAGGAAGUUCUUUUGCUGUACGGGCCCGGGUAUGAUGAAGACUCUUUUACAGUGGACAGAGGGCGAAGACGUUGUGUUUGAAAGCUUUGAGUAUUGAUUCUAAGCAUGUUUUGACAGCGUAUACACGUAAAUAAGGCGUUUUAGAGCUAGGGUUUGGGCAUGAAAAUAGAUUGUGUAUUAUCACAUGUG